Molecule: messenger RNA, 5031 nt
Organism: Leucoraja erinaceus (little skate)
Lineage: Eukaryota; Metazoa; Chordata; Chondrichthyes; Rajiformes; Rajidae
Gene: wdtc1
Product: WD and tetratricopeptide repeats 1
Exons: 16
Coding region: 274-2289 (671 amino acids)
Biological process (GO): negative regulation of fatty acid biosynthetic process
Cellular component (GO): cytoplasm; Cul4-RING E3 ubiquitin ligase complex
Molecular function (GO): protein binding
Source: RefSeq, a predicted model, not a curated record
GACGAGAGGUGGGCGGGGCGAGUAAGCGUAGUGACGCAAUUUGUGUGCGCGGCGAGCGGCCCAGCGGAGCCGAGACCGGGGACCCACCUCAGCUAGUUGACGGUGGACUUAGCGGCUACAUGGAGGCGACAGAUUCCAAUGUUCCGUGUUGUUCCUUGCUGGGAUUAAAUGCAGGCUGUUUCUUUAUUUCUGCUCUCUAUGAAGCCUAGUGGUGAGCUACAGUACGGUGACAAUUGACAGAUUGUUCAUCUGUGAAGUUCCACCCGAGAAACAAUGGAGCUGUUUAAUGUAACCAGGGACAUCAUCCAACGGCAGAUAAAGGAGCGGAACACUCUGCAGUUUGAGCGUCGAUACCAUGUCAUUGAUCCGUUCAUCAAGCGAUUGGGCCUGGAGUGUGAGCUUGAGGGUCACUCUGGCUGCGUGAACUGUCUGGAAUGGAAUGAAAAGGGCGAUUUGCUGGCCUCUGGAUCAGAUGAUCAGCACAUCAUUCUGUGGGAUCCUUUUAGCUGCAAGAAACUGCUGACUAUGCAUACUGGGCACACUGCUAAUAUAUUCACAGUGAAGUUCCUUCCUCACUCGAAUGAUCGCACACUGAUUACCGGGGCUGCUGAUUCCAAGGUGCAUGUCCACGACUUGAAUGUUAAGGAAACUAUUCAUAUGUUUGGCGAGCACACCAAUCGUGUGAAGCGAAUUGCAGCAGCUCCCAUGUGGCCCAACACGUUCUGGAGUGCAGCAGAAGACGGAACAGUGAGACAGUAUGAUCUAAGGGAGAGCAGCAAGCGCUCGCAGAUAUUGGUGGAUCUCACGGAAUACUGCGGACAACAUGUGGAGGCCAAGUGCCUGGCCAUUAAUCCUCAAAACAACAACUAUCUGGCUGUCGGGGCAAGUGGGCCCUUUGUGCGUGUCUAUGACGUUCGCAUGAUUCACAAUCACAGAAAAGCAGUAAAACCGAGCUCAGCGCCUGGAGUGCAAACAUUCUGUGACAGGUACAAAUCUGUGCCAGAUGGAGCUGUUCAGUAUUAUGUAGCAGGUCACCUGCCGGUAAAACAACCGGAUUAUAAUAAUCGACUUCGCGUGCUCGUGGCCACGUAUGUGGCCUUCAAUCCUGAUGGAACUGAGCUCCUGGUCAACAUGGGAGGAGAGCAGGUUUAUUUGUUUGAUCUAACGAAUAAGCAAAAGCCCUACACAUUCUUGCUGCCCAAGAAGUGCCACUCCAAUGAGUUACAGAAUGGAAAAUCAAUGGCUAAUGGAGUUACAAAUGGAAUCCACCUUCACAGUAAUGGCUUCAGGCUAUCAGAGGCAUGGCCACAAAGUAGUGUUCCCUCUGAAUUGUCACCAUAUUUAGAGAGGCUGAAACAACAAGCAAACGAUGCCUUCUCUCUGCAACAAUGGACACAGGCUAUUCAGCUUUAUAGCAAGGCCAUUCAGCAAGCAGCCCGAAACCCCAUGCUUUAUGGUAACAGAGCCGCAGCCUUCAUGAAGCGCAAAUGGGAUGGAGACCAUUACGAUGCUCUCAGAGACUGUCUGAAAGCAAUUUCUUUGAAUCCCUCCCACCUGAAGGCCCAUUUCCGCCUGGCACGGUGUUUGUUUGAGUUGAAGUAUGUUGCUGAGGCUUUGGAGUGCCUUGAUGACUUUAAGGGCCGUUUUCCUGAACAAGCCCAUAGCAGUGCCUGUGAUGCACUAGACCGAGACAUCAAGGCAGUGCUCUUUGCAAAGACUGAUAAUUCUGAUGAGAAAAAGACAGGAUCUACAACACCAAUCCGCAUCCGAUCAAGUGGCAGGAAAGAUUCCAUCUCUGAUGAUGAGGUGAUUCUGAGAGAGCGAGGUUAUGACUACAAGUCACGCUAUUGUGGCCACUGUAAUACCACCACUGACAUAAAAGAAGCCAACUUUUUUGGAAGUAAUGGUCAGUACAUUGUCAGUGGUUCCGACGAUGGAUCCUUUUUCAUCUGGGAGAAAGAGACGACAAACCUUGUUCGUGUUCUACAGGGUGAUGAGUCGAUUGUGAACUGUCUGCAACCACACCCAAGGCACUGCUUCCUCGCAACAAGCGGCAUUGAUCCUGUGGUUCGUCUCUGGAGUCCAAGACCAGAGAGUGAUGAUCAAAAUGAGAGAGUAAUUGAGGACAUGGAAGGGGCUUCACAGGCAAACCAACGGCGAAUGAAUGCAGACCCCCUAGAAGUAAUGCUUUUAAACAUGGGAUACAGGAUCACUGGACUGACCAACAGUGGGAUGGCCUCGGAUGAUGAGGAAAACACUGAAGGCCAGGUGCAGUGCCGGCCAAGUUAAGAAGCAAUGUGAAAAAUAGCGUACUUGGGACAGACCGGCAAACAACCAUCUGUUUAGUGUCUGUGGCUGAAACACUACACUGUCCUCAGCUACGCAUAAGCCAUGUUCAAGAAGCAAUGAUAGGGUUUACAUCCUUUCCAACGUCUAUCUCACUCUCAUAUGGAUGUACCCUAUACCAGUCUGCAGAAGCUUCAGCGAUGUUGCAGCCCUAUAGUGAACAGCUGACCGGGUCAGACCUGACCUGAGACACAGAGGAGACAAAAUUGUUUCUGGUGACUGAGAAAGACACGUUUGAUAAGCAGAACCUUUUGUAAAUUGUUUAGAUGCUGCUUUCAGUUUGUAUAAAUGCUUCUUCUAUCACAUUCAGUCCCUUUGUGGUGACAGUCCAUCAACAACAAACAGACAGUAAUACUGUGGUCAAGCAAACUCCUUUAACAGACCUGGGGUCAACAGUUUAAGUCAAUAUUUCCUGUUGCAGUUUUAAAUUUGGAUGUAGAGUGUUUCUGUCCUUGAUCGGGUCCUUGUAUAACAUACUUAUGGCCCUUAUUCCACCUCUGCCCAGUCAUAGUAUGCACAAGAUGUGAAACUAGACAUGUCCAAACAAUGGAAUCUUGAUGCACCGUCUGUGCUGAUGUAAGAUCGUGAGAAGCAUCCAUUAAUAUUCGCUAUGAGAUUGACAUUGACCAUGGUAAUGUAUGGGGUCUGGUUUGGAAAUACCUCGGCAUCAGCAUGUAAACAAUCUGGAUGGGUCUUGCCCCACAUACAUCACACACAUUUGGUCAGUUCAUUACACUGCCAACUCUCACUUACCUUGGUCCACUUCCAUAGCACCCACUUCCCUCUUCUCAAACCCCCCCCAACACUCGCCGCUCUCCUGUCCCUAAACCCCAUUCAUCUUCACUCCCAUCUCCCUGCCCUCAUGUACUCCGUUGAUUCUCCACUUCCUGGCUGUUUGCUUCACCGCUUCUCCUUCAGCACUGAUUGCAUGACAACCAUCUGCUUUCCAGGACUUGGAAUGCCCAGUGUUCCCUCAUUGGAAUCCUCCUUAAGAUUGUGUUGCAGAUUCAAAUCUCAGUCCAUUCAGGAGCUUGAGUUAAUGUCAUCUUUGAGUAAAGGUUAGCGAGAAUAUGCGAUGUGGACUUCUAUAUUUUUUGCUGCCUGCGCCAUUGGAUAAAUUGGUGCAACGUAUGUGCUUUUAAGUAUUGUUACCAGCUUUGCAUAAAUGCAGCAUUGUUGAUGAUGGAGCUGUAAGGUGUGAAUUCAGAGAUCUCAUUCUAAUUUUUAAUCUUCCUCUGAGAUUGGGUAUUUGAUUGGAAGUUAGUUAUAGGUUGUGAUAGAGGAGAAAGUUUUGCCUUGGGUGAAGUCGUGGUUGAUAUGCUGGCAAGUGCAUGACUGGAGAAAGCAGCAGGCUAACACAGAGCCAUUAAAUGGAAUACUUGACAAGCCUGUGGAUUUGGUUAGCAAACUAUCCUUCCACGUCUGAGACUAGUGUUGAGAUUUAACCCUGAGAAAACAUCUCUCAGUGAGAGUUACCACAAGUGGUUUCUCUUGAACUGAAUGAACAUUUUGCACACAAAACAAAUUAUUUUAGGCAUAAAGAUGGCAGAUGUGGAAAUUUUAAUAUGUUAGACAUGACAAGUCACUAUAUUUUGGUGUAGAUUUCUCAGGUACAAAGACACUUUUCAGUGGGUAUAUGGUGGAAGACACAAUACAUUAUACUCCCACUGUGAUCAGAUUCCUUCUGCCAGUAUUUGCUGCCAGUGAAUGCGCUGUUUUAUUUACUUACCCCCAUCAAUUUCUGAACAAGCAAAUUCAUCACACAUUGAAGCUGUUUUGCUCAAAGGCAAGUCUUGUCAGAUUCCACGUAAUGCUCACAUUAAUGCUCACAUAAUGCUGGAUUGGAAACAGGUUCACUUCGCCACGGCAUCACACAUUCAUCAAUUUACUCUGAAGGUCACUAAUUUGCUGCUUUCAGGAGGGUGGAUGGAAUUAUUGGUUCCAAUCCUCAAAAUUGGGUCAGAAACCUCAUUGCACGAUGAAACGGAAUGUAAUUGGUUUAGUCACUGAUUACUUGCAAUUACUGCCCCAGUAAUUACUUUUCUGGUUAAUUGCUCAUUUAAACUACAUAGCGAUCAAAUACAGAGGGUGAGGUGCUUCAUUAUAUGCUUCUUGAGGUGCUCUGUAGGAGCUGCAGGGUUAAGCUCAACCAAGAGGAGCCCCAUAGCUCAGUGAGGAGCUGGUGUGAUUGAGAUGCUGCCAGAAUCCAUAGUUAAAUACCAGCUGCUCCCACUCUCAGCCAUUCUAUACGUGACUGCAUUGCUGAAUUGUUAAUAGUUAAGUAUAAUUUAGGUUAUGAUGUGGUUAUGAAUCAGAAUUUUUCUGUAUAAAAUCCUGCCUGAGUCUUUUGACGGAGAUUGUUGCUCAUUUGCAGUUGCUUGAGAGCCUUGAUCCGAAGCUGCAGCCUACAGUAGGGUCAGUCAGUACAAUCUAUUAAUGGUGGCAGUGGGAUUAUCUUCAGAUGGGUUAUUGGCUGAGACAUUGUGGUGAGAUUAAUGGGUCAGUAAUUGCAUCCACAGCAACCCAAAGGUUUGGUGCCAACUGUAUGUUUAAACCUCACAGUUUGUUGCUCCUGUUCUUGUCUGUGUUUUGAUGAUGAAUUGCCCGUGGGAAGCUGCUAACUGUAAAAUUAAAUUGUUACUCCACAGUUGAGGUUUGCCAGCAUUAAAUGGCCAAUUUAGCAGA